AUGUCAGAAAAGACUUCUCAGAGCUUAAAGAAGCAAGAUGCUUCGUCGGUGUCUGAAGAUGACAAGUUGAACAAUCAGGAAGGUGUGAACGGUAUGAGUAUCCAAAAUUACAAAGAUGAAACGAAUCGUCAACAAUUUGAAUACAAUCAGAACAAGAAUGUCUUAUUGCGCUCCAUUCACGUAUUACAGGAUCUCUUGAGCGAGUUAAAUGAGUACGUGACCAUGCAAGGAUGCAUAUUUCAUAGCGUCUGGGGCUCUGAACGAACAAAAUCGACUUUUUCUAAUGAAACAUUUGAGCUUGAUGUUCCAAAAAUGAAUAUCUUAACUCUUGACUUGGCUUUGCAUGCUAAAUCUGAAGCUGAUGAAUUAAUCAUCGGUAGGCUUGGUUCAGAAGCCCAUGAAUCAUUACUGAAAGUGUACUUUGAAAAAGUAAAUAGGCAUCUUUUUUCUCUCUACUCAAGAGUUGAGGAUACAUCAUCGAAAGUAUUAAUAACUGGUGACUUAAAUGCAGGUAAAUCUACUCUCUGCAAUGCACUUGUUCACCGAGAUAUCCUCCCAGAAGAUCAGCAACCAUGCACAGAGGUAUUUUGUGAAGUUUUGGAUGCGGAAUUCAACGAUAAGAAAGACUGCGUCCAUGCCGUACCACAUGGUAAAACGUAUUCUUUUACGGACUCUUCCACCUAUGUGAUAUUUCCUAUUGAGGAUUUGAAAAGACUUGUAUAUGAGACAGAAAAUUGGUCAAUGCUGAAGGUUUACAUAGAUGAUGGACGGCCAGCCUAUGAAAGUUUGCUACAUAAUGGCAUCACGGACAUUGCCCUUAUUGAUGCUCCAGGUUUGAAUACUGAUUCAAUGAAAACGACUUCUGUAUUUGCUUGUCAAGAAGAAAUUGACGUUGUUGUGUUUGUGGUAAAUGCAGAGAAUCACUUUACCCUUUCAGCAACUGAAUUUUUAAAGAAUGCUUCUACAGAAAAGUCACAUAUAUUCAUUAUAAUCAACAAGUUUGAUAAUAUCAGAGACAAAGAGAGAUGCAAGCGUCUUAUUCUUGAUCAAAUUCAAAAUCUCUCACCUGAAACAUACGCUGAUGCUAAAGACUUGGUUCAUUUUGUAAGUUGUCGAGUAGCGGCGGAUUCAAGCCAAAAGGAUAACCCUAUCUAUCCAUUGUUUUAUCAAAUGGAAAAUUCCUUGCGGACUUUUGUUUUGGAAAAUCGUUCCAAAUCAAAGUUAGCGCCCGUUCGAAAGUAUCUUGUUGGAUUGCUUUUAGACUUAACUGGCAUUUGCGAUUACAAUUUAAAAUGCAUGGAUAAAGAUUUGAGUUAUCUACACAACAAAAUUUCAGAUUUAUCACCAAGGUUUCGAAGCUCAAAGCACCAGGAAUCGCAAGUUUCCCAGAAAGCCGAAGCUCUUGUGGAGUCCACUGUGCAGUCCAUUACCCAGCAUGCACACGUUCAAUUAGAAACGGCAAUUGAACAUCUCAAUUCUUUUUCCAGCGUCAAAUACUCUGGCUUUCUUUUUGCCUAUAAUUAUGGCGUUUCGGUUAGAAAUGCUAUGCAGCAAUACCUUGAGGAAACGCUGUUGGAAUCAGAAGAGUUUGCUAGAAGAAGGACAAGUGAAACUGUUCAAUAUAUUCAAGAGAAUAUGAAAGAAAAUUUCUCUGAUGCCCUGAUCCCCGUUUUUCGCUCUCACCAAAUGUUUGUACGUCGACAUCAAUUACAGCUACAAAAGCAUUUUCGCUUUGAGCUUGGAAUAUUGGACUUUAUAGAUUUGGACCUCACGGAACGACUAGGUACCUGGAGUGCAUCUGUGAGUACGAUACUUUUAGUAUUGGGCAAAACGACUCCUUCAUUCACAGUAUUUACAAGCUUGGUAGAAAAAUUCGGCCUUUCUUUCUUUGAUUUCUUCAAAACUAGAACCUUACAAAAUUUGUUGAUCCCAGUUCUAGGGUUGACUGGAAUCGCCGUCUUUGCUUAUGUGGUUUAUGAUAUUCCUAGAGCUUUACCCUUGAAAAUAUCAGAAAAAAUCAAAAACUCUCUAAGGGAGACAGAAUUCUCACAUAAUACGAGUUUAUGGAUUGGUACCGAAAGUCGAAAGGUUUUAAACGUUCCUUUGAAUGAUCUUCGCAAAAUGUUUCAGCAUCGAUGGGAUGAGCAAAAGGAGACCAUCGCAAGCACAGAAAAUGAACUUAGGAUAUGUCAAAGAGCCCAUAAAUUCUUUGCUGAGAUGAACAAGCGUUUGCAGCAAGCACAAAGGAAGACAUUGACUGUUCAUUUAGAAGGUUGUGAGAUGAAAUACUAA
This is a messenger RNA of Schizosaccharomyces osmophilus, 2292 nucleotides long. It is a transcript of the gene fzo1, whose product is annotated as mitochondrial dynamin family fusion GTPase (mitofusin) Fzo1. The record is from RefSeq and is a predicted model, not a curated record. Gene Ontology annotation, cellular component: mitochondrial outer membrane. Gene Ontology annotation, biological process: mitochondrial fusion. Gene Ontology annotation, molecular function: GTP binding; GTPase activity. The transcript has a single exon. The coding region runs from base 1 to 2292 and encodes 763 amino acids. NCBI's taxonomy places the organism in Eukaryota, Fungi, Ascomycota, Schizosaccharomycetes, Schizosaccharomycetales, Schizosaccharomycetaceae.